Panthera uncia (snow leopard) is the source of this 1341-nucleotide messenger RNA. RefSeq names its product alpha-ketoglutarate-dependent dioxygenase FTO-like. The record is from RefSeq and is a predicted model, not a curated record. The coding region runs from base 16 to 558 and encodes 180 amino acids. Gene Ontology annotation, molecular function: broad specificity oxidative DNA demethylase activity; ferrous iron binding; mRNA N6-methyladenosine dioxygenase activity. Gene Ontology annotation, biological process: DNA alkylation repair; RNA repair; regulation of multicellular organism growth. The transcript is spliced from 4 exons. Lineage: Eukaryota; Metazoa; Chordata; Mammalia; Carnivora; Felidae.
AGCCCAGAAGUUGAGAUGAAACAUUUCCUUCCUGAUCCCUCUCUUCUCUUUUUGACAGGCCCUGAAGAGGAGAGUGAGGAUGAUCCCCAGCUUGAAGGCAGAGAUCCUGAUACUUGGCAUGUUGGUUUUAAGAUCUCGUGGGACAUAGAGACGCCUGGUCUGGCAAUACCCCUUCACCAAGGAGACUGCUAUUUUAUGCUUGAUGAUCUCAAUGCCACCCACCAACACUGCGUUUUGGCUGGUUUACCACCUCGAUUUAGUUCCACCCACCGAGUGGCAGAGUGCUCCACCGGAACCUUGGAUUAUAUCUUACAGCGCUGCCAGGUGGCUCUGCAGAAUGUCCGUGACGGGGCAGACGGUGGUGAUGUUUCUUUGAAAUCCUUUGAGCCCGCGGUUCUGAAACAAGGAGAGGAAAUCCACAAUGAGGUUGAGUUCGAGUGGCUGAGACAGUUUUGGUUUCAAGGCAACCGAUACAGAAAAUGCAGUGAUUGGUGGUGUCAGCCCAUGGCCCAACUGGAAGAACUGUGGAAGAAGAUGGAAGGUGUGGUAAGUACCUGAGGUCCGGGGCCGCAUUUUCUGGGACGCCGGGCUGUGUGACCCCUCUGCUGCCUCAUUUGCAUAGGCAAAUACAUAAUUCAUUAUCCCAAAUUAUUGAGUUAGGUAACUGUUCGCCAGGAACAGCCAGGAUUUUGCCAGGACAAGCUCCCUUGAGUUCAGUGGGCGUUUUCUUGAGUAUUUCCCACAUAUACGGCACCAUGCCGGACGCACGGUAGGAAGUGACGAGGAGGGAACCACGAUGGAACGGUAAGAUUUAAAAUGCCUUUGCAUUUUUAGAUGCACCGGGCACUGUUCUAAGGGCUUUCCCUGUAUUAACUUCUAAAGUUCGUACAGCAGCCCUACGAGGUGUAGAAACCCUUAUGAGCCUUAAUUUAUAGAUGUGAAAACUGAGACAUUGAGAAAUUAGGUGCCUCGCCCAAGGUCACAGAGUAAGCAGCAGAGCAAGAUGGAGACCCUGGCAGAGUCUGGCUCUGUAGCUUAACUGCUGCAUUCAGUUUAACAAGGAGAGAGACAUGAAUAUAGCCAGGUGUUACAUUAGCUAAAAUGAAAGCCUGUAAUAGAGACUAAAAAAAAAAAAAAAAAAAUCACAGGCCAGAGGAGGGAGUAUUAAAUUCAGGCCACUGGACCAGGACUGUUGUGAAACAGCAGAUGUUGCCUUUGGGGACUUUGGAUGGGGAGGCGUAGGGUCAGAUGGGGCAUUGGGAGAGGAGCAUUAGGCUCUAGGAACUCUACAAACGAGACUGGAAAUGGGGCAGUCCAGCGCGGCCAGAGCAAGGGAUGGCG